UGGGGAAGGAAGGACAGAGUGUUUUAUUCCUGUGAAAAGUUUUAUUACCAGAACUUGAUUGAUUUGAGAUGAAAGAGAAAGGAAAUGCAUAGAUUUUGAGACAAACUUAAAGUUACCAUAUGUUCAAGGGAGAUUUUGAAGUCUUUCGGAGCUGUCCGUAAUUGAUUUGAAAUGCAAUGCUGAAUUUGGGUUUUAUUUAAGAACAAGGGGGAAAAAAAACAUUUAAUCAGACUUGGGAGUGAAAGAUGGCAGUCAGUAAAGAACAAUUUCAUACUUGCUAGACAUCCCUGUAAUAGAUUACAUAGGACAUUUGGUCGAUUUCAAUUAGAACCCACAUGCCUCCUCCACCCCCAACACUCUCUCUUCAUCUUAGAGCCUCUUCUCUCUACCCUCAAGUGUGGUUUCAGUAUGACUAGGGAAUAGAUACUAAAAAUAUUUCUGGAAUGACGUGACCCACUCUUACCCCAUCCAGGAAAGGAACAAGGCUGCACAAGAAACAGCACAUGCUUUCCUUUCAUUUCUGGGAGUCCCGGGGUCGACCUACAGAUGCUGCUUCUUCCGUGGCCGAUGGCAUUCAGACUCCUAGCUGCCGAUGGUGCCAGGCAAACAACUGGACAGAAGAGCUCAGCUACGGGAAGCUGGCCACGGUCUCGGCCAGAGCAGCAGCCCCCUGGCCACAGACCACCUCUGCCACCCCAUCCAGGAGCCUUCCUUCCUCCCUCAGCCUUGCCUGGGCCCCGCCACAGGGGCUGAAGAACUGGGAGGCGGUGGCAGCAGCGGCAGUGGUGCCUACAGCCUUGGGGCCAAUCCAGGCACGAGGGACCCUGCUUUGGGCUACUCUGCAGCCCCUCCGGGGCCAGGGAGGGGCCCAGGACCGCCCCGGUGCUCACCACUGUGUUUUCCUGUCGCUGACACCGAGGCGAGGGCUCAGAAUGGAAGGCGUCCCUCCUGAGCUGAAUCUGCAGGCCAGGCUGAAGGAGGUCAGGGAGGGGGUGAGCGGAGCUCAAGAUAGCCAGGAGCUCAAGCAGCAGCUGCAGCCACUUCUCAAGCCACUGGCCCCCUCCCAGCGAGAAGCGAAAUAUGUGGAGAUAUGCACUUCAGCUGGAGUCCAGAGGGACAGUCCCCGGACCAUGAGACUUACUCUGGAGCAGCGCCCGGGCGAUCAGAGGGGCUCUAGGAGCCCCCAGGAGAAAGCCCAAGACGAACCCGGCAGCCGAGAGUGCGAGGCUCCAACCCCCCAGAAGACUCCUGCCUGCUUGGAACUCUCCAGAUCCCAGUUCUCCCGCACUGAUGAGGGCAGCACCCUCUCCUCUCCCUCCUCCUCCUCCUCCCUGGUGGACAAAGCAGAAGAAGGUGGCCUUUCCAAGAUGGGUGAUAGCACCACAUCCACGGGGGCUCUGGCCACCUCGUCCUCAUCGUUAGACUUUGAGAGUGACAGUGGUGAGAACGCAGUGAGCUGCCAGCCCCAGGGAGGAGAAGAAGGGGGAAACGCAGGAGGAGGAGGAGGAGGAGGAGAGGGAGGAAGAGGAGGAGAUGGAACCGAGUGCAGAGACAUGAUUGCCAAAUCUCAGGGCAGCAGGGACCCCCCCCAAAACCAGGAGGCUCACUACAUCACCACCCACGAGAUCCAGCUGAGCGAGGUAGAGCAGGACACGGAUUUCGACGUGGGCCUGGCCUCCCGCUGGGAUUUCGAGGACAACAACGUCAUCUACUCAUUCGUGGACUACGCUUCCUUUGGUGGCAGCGACGAGACCCCAGAGGACGUCACCACGCCGAGCGAAGAGGACGAUGACAACAGCUGCUACCUCAGCACCACUCCCAGCACCAACGCCACCCGGACACCCAGCCCCACCGGCAGUGACCCCGCCCGCCCCAGCGCGGGCAGCAGCGGUGGCGACACCAGCAGCACGGAAGUGGGCAGCGGCCCCUCGGACAGCGACCCCACUCCCCCAGCCACGGGGCCUGGCACUGCCACCCCGUGUGAGCCCUUGCUGCAGCCGCUGGAGGCAGCCUCAGCCGCCGCAAGCAGCUGCGGGAGUGCAGCAAGCCAGAUCCUCCUAUCAAUCAAACCGACUUCCCGGGCUAUAAAUGAGCCUAGCAACGUGUGUGCAAAGCAAAACAUUAUUUAUGCUGCCAAGCAUGAAGGCGACAUGAGCCUCCGCGUCUCUACAGCUGCUGAACACAAUUCAAGUUCACUGAAGCAAGACCCGGCUGCAGCCGUGGCUCAGGACCAUGCAAAGAAAUUCAUCGCCGUCCCUGCUCGCCUGCAGACGCGGUGCGGGGCCAUCCGGGCGAAGGAGCUGGUGGAUUACUCCAGCGGAGCCUCCAGUGCCGUGAGCGAGCUGGACGACGCCGACAAAGAGGUGCGUAACCUGACCUCCCGGGCCUUCCGGAGCCUCGCUUACCCCUACUUUGAGGCCCUGAACCUCAGUUCCCGGGAGUCCUCCUCGCUCUCCGAAGUCGGCUUUGGGCGUUGGUCGGCCUUCCUGGACUUGAAAUGUGGCGGUGUUGGAGCCAGGGUGGAGCAGAGCCUCCUCCGGAGCAGCGCGGCCUCUAUGGCUGCGGGUCUGAGGAAGGGCAGCGGGGCCAGGACGACCGCAGACCAGCUCUACAUCCAGUCCAAGAAGUCCCAGACCAAGGCCUUGGAGUUCGUCGUCAGCAAAGUCGAGGGGGAGAUCAAACACGUGGAGACGCCUCUGUGUUUCCAGAAGCAGGUCCAGUCGGGCUCCCGCGUGGUCACCCUUCUCGAGCCUCUGAAUUUACGCAGUGAGAGCAAAGCCAGCUCCGCCGCAGGGCCCUGCAGGGCCACCAAAGGCCCCAGCAAGGGCCCCGAGUCCGUGGACACGGAUGAUGGCUCCGAGGCCUCCGAGGGCAGCAGGCUUGUCUCCCGAGCUGGCGGCCCCCAGAAGAAGUCCAAGUUCGCUUCCAGUCUGCUCAAAAAUGUCAUCUCCAAGAAGAUGCAGCGGGAACACGAGUUCAGAAUGGAGAGGGGAGAAGUCAGUGACACAUCCCACCAUCACCUCUCCAGCGCCUCCAAGGAGACGGAGGGCCCUCCCCCCGGGGGUGAGAGGCAGCGGGAGAGGGGCCUGCAGAGGCAGAGUUCUCGCCACUCGGAGGCCGGCUCUGAGUACACGGUGGUCAGCGUGUCUGAUGCAGGUGGGGAGGGGUCCGCAGCUGGGUCUAAAUCCCCAGUUUUCAAAGCCAGUGCCCCUCGGGAGAGCCAUGCGGGCUCCGGCCGUGAUUUCGCUGAUGGACACCCAGUAGAGGUGUGUGAAAUUAGAAAGAGUGCGUCAGAGACUGUCAAGAGCACCUUCCUCCGCAGUCAGAACAGCGCAUUCCGGUCGUGGAAGGAGAAGGAGGCUGAGAAGCGGCAAGAAAAGGCCCCCGUUGGGAAGCUGAAACUCCCCAAAGGGGGCGACUGGAGGGCUGAUCUCGGGGAGAUCUCUGCCAGUAAGUCCACCAUCAUGUCUCGCCUCUUUGUCCCCAACAUCCAGCAGACACCCAAGGACAAGCAGCCGGGGAAGCAGGCCACCAAGCACCCUGCUGCCCAGGCCACCUCCACGGCAGUGAUCAGGCCCAAGGUUCCCGAAAUCAAGAUCCGGCUGGGGAGCGUGCAACAGCCAGGCUCGGACUUCAACAUUGCCAAGUUGCUCACACCCAAACUGGCCAGUGGCAGCGCCUCGAACCUCCUCAAGACCACUGAGGACAACAGCAGGGCACAGCAGAAACUCUUCCGGGGGGACAGCCUGGAAAAAGUGCCCCAGUUCCAGGUGAGAGAUGUCAGGGACAAGUCCAAGGCCCAAGGCCCCCUCCACCAGGUGAGAGACGUCCGGAAACUAAUCAAAGCGUCAGGGGACAGCAGUGACAAGGGCAGCGUCACCCCAGAGCAGGGGCUGACCGGGCCCAAACCCAGGCAGCUGGCUCCUGCAGCUGGUGGGUCGGGAUCCCUGUCCCCCAUGGUGAUUACGUGCCAGGCCGUGGUGAACCAGAGGGAAGACAGCACAGACCGAGAGCCCAGGGAGAACGUGGGCAAGGGGGGCAGCAGCAGGGUCUUGAAUUCCUCCUCGCCAGAAGGGACAGUCUUGGUUCACAGGGCAUCUGGCAGGCUGCCCGUGGCCACCAUCGCCCCCAAUAAGCCUGAGCAGGGCUCGUACCUGCCCGUGCUCAAGAUCGUCUCCAAGGCUCAGAAGACCCCAGAGAAGGUCAAGGAGGAGGAGGUCAAGGAGGAAGGAAAAGGCCCCAAGACAUCCCGCAAUGCUCUGGAGAAGCUGACGGCGGCCGUGAGGUCCAUGGAAGAGCUGUACAGCUUCAACAGGAACGAGUGGAAGCGGAAAAGCGACCCCUUGCCCCUGAUGACCGACAGCCACGUCCUGUCGCUCAUCGCCAGUGAGGAGCGAGAAGGGGCCGGGGCUGCUGAGCGGGACCCCGACAAGUUGGCCAAACGGCUGGGUGGGGCGGAGGAGCGGGGCGCCGGGCACAAAGGCGCAGGGGUGGUCCUGCGAGGGGGCCCCGUAGAGCGUCUGCAGCGGAGGAACUCCAACCCGAGCGCCGAGAGUGUGUCCGCCCGCGCGGCUGCCUUUGAGAACCUGGCCAGGGAGAGGCCCAGGUCCCUUUAUAUCCCCCCGGUGCACAAGGAUGUGGACAGAGCCCAGCCCCUGCCCCCACUGCCCGGCCACCGGAACGUGUUCACGGUGAGCGCCAGCAGCACCCAGAAAACGGGGGGUGUCGCUGGCAAGUUCCCACAAGGCCCCGCUCCAGAGAGUCCUUCGGCGGCAAAGGGCAUCAAAUCGCAGGGACUCCGGUCUCUCAAGAUCUCUCCGGCCACUCGGGCAUCUCUCGAAGAGGCGACCAACAGGAAAAAUGGCAGCCAUCUGGAAAAGAGCCGCAGCGACUGCGAGAAUUACCUGACCAUCCCCCUUAAAGGGAGCUCUGCAGCUGAGGAGCUUCCAGGCAGGCCUGGGGCAGGGAGGGAGGGGCCCCCGCGCUCCUCAGCCACCACUCUCUGCAGCUUGCCCCCAAUGAGUGCCCGCAGUCAGGUCCCCAGCAGCCCCAAAGGCUCUCAGGUCAGCGGAACCAGCCGGCCAGCUUGGUGCACCAAGCCCGACGACCCCCGGGGGACGGUAGCUGCCCCCGCAGGGCCGCAGAGCCCCGAGCAGCCCCCCACCGCGAUCUACCACCAGCAGCUGCUGCCCUUCGCCCUCCAGGGGGCCCAGCCCCAGGUCCUCUGCUUCUCCCCUCCAGGCAUGCCUGCCCCGGCGCCUGUGGGCCCAGCUCCGGUCCCCGCAGACCCCUUCCAGCAGCCGCAGCCUCCGCAGACCCAGCGCAAGAUGCUCCUGGAUGUGACAACCGGCCAGUACUAUCUGGUGGACACGCCAGUUCAGCCCAUGACCCGGAGACUGUUUGACCCCGAGACGGGGCAGUAUGUGGACGUGCCCAUGACCUCCCAGCAGCAGCCUGUGGCUCCCAUGUCCCUCCCCGGGCCUCCCUUGGCCCUGAGUCCCGGGGCCUACGGCCCCGCCUACAUGAUCUACCCCGGGUUUCUGCCCACGGUGCUGCCCGCCAACGCCCUGCAGCCCACCCCAAUUGCUCACACUCCAAGGGGCGCCGAGCUCUCCCCCGUGGCAGCAGAGCCCCCCAGCAAAGAGGCAGCUGCAUCUUUCACCGAGGCCCCUUACUUCAUGGCCUCCGGUCAGUCUCCCACCUCCUCCUCCGCCUCCGCCCCAGCGGCCACAUACCAGCUCGUGGGGGCCAAGGGCUUUGCCCAGCUGCAUGGCAAGCCUGUCAUCAGCAUCACUUCGCAGCCCCUGGGGCCGCGGAUCAUCGCCCCCCCCUCCUUUGACGGCACCACCAUGAGCUUCGUGGUGGAACACAGAUGACGAGCGGUCACCAGAAAGCAGAAGGGCGCAGCUGCUGGAGCAAGACAGAAAGACGGACGAAUCUUCUUGAAUCUGAAGGCUGCAUUGUAACAGCACUAAGAAUUCAUCUGGAAACCUUCCUCUACAUAUGUUAUUCUUAGUUUUUGCUUCUUAUAAACCAAGUGUAUUUGACUUCAUCAUUCUAGCCUCUUAAAGAGAUUUAAUGCAUUUUAAUUCUUUUCAUAUUUCAUAGAAAUGGAAAUCAGUGUUUGCUACAAAUUGAAUGCUCAUGCUACCUGAAAUAAUACUUUGGAGUGCAGGACAGUGUUGAUUCUUAAGUAGAUUGACUAUAAUCUCAUGAUAAGUAUAUAUUAUAUGUGCAUGAGAAAACACAUUCAGUAAUAGUCUCUGUUUAAAAACUAUCACGGUAUAUACAUUUUCCAAUGUGGUGCUUGAGGAGUUUCAUUCUACAGUUUACAAGGUGUAGGUUUGCACCCCAAAUUCUCAGGGUAUGCUGUUUUACCCAAAUACUUGAAAGAAAAAGGUGCCCUGUAUUUUAUCAGUACUGUUGAGGGGAAAAAUUAUGUGUAGGUUUGUUUUACAAAACUACUUAUAAAAAUCAACUUCACAAAUUAUGUUAGGCUUUUACAUAAUUCCUAAGGAAGUAUACAU
Molecule: messenger RNA, 6527 nt
Organism: Balaenoptera musculus (blue whale)
Lineage: Eukaryota; Metazoa; Chordata; Mammalia; Artiodactyla; Balaenopteridae
Gene: C5H4orf54
Product: chromosome 5 C4orf54 homolog
Source: RefSeq, a predicted model, not a curated record